This is a messenger RNA of Agrilus planipennis (emerald ash borer), 3009 nucleotides long. Its product is annotated as cytospin-A. The transcript is spliced from 16 exons. The coding region runs from base 262 to 3009 and encodes 915 amino acids. Gene Ontology annotation, cellular component: microtubule organizing center; filamentous actin. NCBI's taxonomy places the organism in Eukaryota, Metazoa, Arthropoda, Insecta, Coleoptera, Buprestidae. The record is from RefSeq and is a predicted model, not a curated record. Gene Ontology annotation, molecular function: protein binding. Gene Ontology annotation, biological process: actin cytoskeleton organization.
AAAUCAUAACUUUUUCUUUGUGAUUCUCGUUUACGAUACGAUAUUUGUGUUUUAUCGUGGUUGUUGUCUGUUUAUGUGCUAAUUUUUAAACGAUAAUGCCUGUUAUUUCUAUUCGUUUUUAUUUUUUAUCGUGAACUGGAGACUUCAUUGUGAAAUUAAUUGUAUAAAGUUCAUGGUAUUACGAAAUUUCUUGGAAAAAUCUAUCUAUCUAAACAUCCGCGAAAAAGGAGGCUUAAAGAAGCUGAAUUGUGACACAAAAAAAUGAUUAAAAUGAAAAACAUCAAAGCGAUAUUUCGUAGAGGGCCAUCGCAAACUUCCUCGAAAAACGAAACUUCUGUUCAGCAGUUAUCAGCUCAUUCAACACAGGACGAUUUAUCUCGUUCUUCUUCCACAAAUAAUCUCAAUUCACUCGAUUCAAGAAGAACUGCAGCGGUCAUAAGAUCUAAGAAGUCUCUCUCCAAAGAAAAAUUGGAGAGAUUUAACGACAGAGAAAAUGACACCAGCGGUUUAAGCAGUAGCCGGUCUGAACCUGAGGUAGAAGUUGCUGCAAUUGAUGAAGUUACUAUUUGCGAAAUCGAACAAUUGAGAUAUCAAUUGAAGGACAUGGCAAUAGAAAAGUCAGAACUCACAUUAGAACUGGCUGAAAGUAAGAAUCAGUUGCAAUUAUUGAAAAACGAAGUUAUUAAGUUAAAGACGUUUCAAGACCAAUCCAAUGUACAUAUUCAGCAAUUAAAUGAAGAAAACGUAGCCCUUCGAAAUAGACUUAGGGACGUUGCUCAUUCCCCUUUGUCAGACAAUGAGAAACAGAUGCUUUUGGAAAGUCACAGACACAGUUCAGCACCUGCUUCCAUUGCCACAAAUGUGGUUGACGAGAACGCGACCGCUGGAGACGUGACCACAUGUACCACUCCAGAAUGGGACAAAUAUUCGAGCAGUAACGUGAGCGAAGUAUCUGUUGCCUGUUUACAAGAUAAAAUUAACCAAAUGCAAGAGACUCAUUACAGUACUAACGAGGAGUUGCAAGCUACUCUGCAAGAGUUGACUGAUUUACAGAGGCAACUGACAGAACUUCAACAGGACAACGAGCGACUGUUGGACGAGAAAAAUUUAAUGUUCGAUUCGUUAUGUCGCCAAACUGAACGUCUGAACAAUGCACGGACCGAAGUCGAAUCGCUAAGACAACUUCUUUGCAUAGAUAAGGAAAACAUCCCCGAUCAGUUCGAGAGUAUUGUCGAUAGGGAGCAAAAGUUGGUAGAUCUCCUUAAAAAAGGGCAACAAGAACGCGAAACGUUAUUAGUAAAGUUGGAGCAAUUGAAUAACGAAGUGCAGGAGUUACGAACCCUUAAUCAUUCCCAAAUACAGACGAUAGAGCAACUAACAGAGCGGGUGCGAACGCUCGAGAGCAGCUUAGAUGCGAAACAUGCAGAGCAUCGACAACUCGAUAAGGAAUUGGCAAUGGUAAAGGAUCUAUGUAACGUUCGACAAAUUGAAAUCGAUAGACUGACCGGAUUACUCGACAACGCAAAAACUAAGAUCGGCGAAAUAGAGCAGGAGAGGGCGCUCAACGACAAAUCGGAAUUGGAUGAACUAUUGGAUAAUGUGCGCAAAGAAAAGGAUACGUUGGAGUGCGAAGUAGCUAAUCUUAAGGAACAAGUGGCAUAUAGCAAAAACGAAUCGGAAAAACUUAGAGAACAAGUAUCUAUUCUACAAGAAGAGUGUAAGGUUUCAAGAAACAACGCUAAGUGUACCCAAGCUGAACUCGAAUAUAAAUGCGAAUUAUUAACUUUGGAGAAAAAUAAUCUUACCGAUCAACUGCAUCAACUUCAGGAAGCCGCUAACGAGCUUCAAGUGCAAGCGCAAUGCCACGUAGAAGACAAACGUCAGUUAUCAUCGGUUUUGUCGGAGACUCAAAGAAAUCUUAGCGAAACAGAAAAACGGAAUGCUGAUCUUGAAAACGAAAUUGAGGAACUAAAGAGGAUGAGACGGGAGGAGAACGAAGAGUGGGAGAAAUUUCAAAACGAUCUUCUCACGUCGGUGCGUGUGGCGAACGAUUUUAAGAGCGAAGCUCAACAGGAAUUGCAAAAGAUGAUAAUGGAGAAUAAAUCACACAGAGAAAGGGUUCGACAGUUGGAAGCUCAACUAGACAAACUGAAAGUAACGAACGAAUCUUUACGACCGAACUCGUUUCCGGGUGACGAUUUAUCGUCGACAAAGCAAAAAGUGAUCCUUAAUCGCCAAAAUAGUCGACAGUCCGUUAAAUCAUUGAUCGAAAGCAUCGAAAAUGCCGGAAAGCCUGUAAUUAAAUCUAGUUUCAGUACUAAUUCACGAAGCAGUUCGGACUCUUCUUUGAAUUCGUUAAGUGCGGAUGCGCAUACCCCUUCUAGUCCAGCCCCGUUGAGUGCCACGUCCUCGAUUUUGUCACCCAGCUCAAAUUUAAAAAUGAGCAACGAAUGGAACGAUUCAAAAACCCAAUUGAAGGAACAACAAACGAGAGACUGGUCUAAAACCAUAAUUACCGCCGGAGACUUGGCAAAAAACGGUAUAAAUGGGAAAACAGAGGAAAGUUUAAGGGAAACAAUUUUACAGACCGCUAAAGAGAUUGAUUUUUCAAGGCGCAAUAGUUACUCAGAUUUGUGCGAAAGAAAGGACCCGUUGAAUAGUCUGGUGAAGAACGGCGGUUCGAAACGUAAUGCACUGCUCAAAUGGUGCCAAAAUAAAACAAUCGGCUAUAGAAACAUUGAUAUUACAAACUUCAGCAGUUCGUGGAACGAUGGUUUGGCGUUUUGUGCAAUUAUGCACACUUAUUUACCCGAUAAGGUACCCUACGAUACACUGGCACCCAACGAAAAGAAACGAAACUUCUCGAUUGCUUUCGCAGCUGCCGAAAGUGUUGGCAUACCAACUACAUUGAAUAUAAACGACAUGAUUCAAUUAGAAAGACCGGACUGGCAACAAGUGAUGGCUUANCAAAAUUUCCAUCUAUGUAAUGUCACAUUAUUAGUUUUAUAA